Messenger RNA from Ascochyta rabiei, 2901 nucleotides. RefSeq lists its product as uncharacterized. Gene Ontology annotation, biological process: biosynthetic process; secondary metabolic process. The record is from RefSeq and is a predicted model, not a curated record. Gene Ontology annotation, molecular function: CoA-ligase activity. The coding region runs from base 1 to 2901 and encodes 966 amino acids. The transcript is spliced from 4 exons. NCBI's taxonomy places the organism in Eukaryota, Fungi, Ascomycota, Dothideomycetes, Pleosporales, Didymellaceae.
AUGCCUUCUCCCUCCAACCACCAAAUUGAUACUCUCGUCAAACCCGCCUUUGAAAUUUCUCAUUUCGACGAGCCGAAGACACUAUUUGGGCUGCUACAGCGUGCGGCAGACCUUUGGUCGAACAAUGGUAUUGCAUUUAAAGAUCAAGGUUGGGAUCGGAAGUCUGAUUUCAUGACGUAUGCGGACCUCCUUACUGAGGCAAAGUCUAAUGCGGCCAAACUCUUGGCGCACGGGGCUGUUGCACCGCAUCAGUGCACAGUGCUUUACUUCGACUCACAUCGCAACAACACAAUUUGGUUCUGGUCUACCGUAAUGGCAGGCGGCGUACCUGCAAUGCUGUCUUCAUUAUCAAGCAACGACAUCACUCUUGCUGGCGAGCUUGACAAUGUCAACAAGCUCUUCAACAGCCCUACUGUCUUGACUGCCAAGCAUUUGGCAAAGCCAUUCCGGCUAGUCACAUGCCUAAACACAAUAACUGUGGAGGUUGUUGCAACGGUAAAAAUUGAAGACGCCAUUGAACAGAUGACAAUCACUGCGCCGGAUGGCCGUGAAGAUGAAUUAGCAGCGGUACUGUUUACCAGUGGCAGCACAGGGUUUGCGAAAGGGGUUGAGUAUACUCACUCACAGCUGGUGGUUUCUAGCAAGUUAAAAUGCCAAUUCCAUCGUAUGGACUCCAGUAAGAUUUUCAUGUCUUGGGUCAGUUUCGAUCAUAGUGCCGCUCUUUGCGAGAACCACCUUCACGCUCUCUACGCUGGAGCAAACCAAGUCAUGAUCCCAGCCAUUGACUUUGUACAAAGCCCCGUCCGUUUCUGGAAAGCACUAAGCAAGCAUCACAUCUCGUAUACAUUUGCCCCUAACUUUUUCAUUGCCACCGCAGUUCGCGCACUAAACUUGAUGCAGCCCUGCGAAAGGGAGCAGAUAAGUCUUGACUUCAGCGAGCUAUGCGUUAUCAUGUGUGGUGGUGAAGCGAACAAGGUCGCUACAAUUGAAGCCGCAGAAAAGAUUCUUAUGCAAUAUGGUGCGCCAAAAUGCAGCAUCAAAGCAAGCUAUGGGCUCAGUGAGACAUGCUCAGCUCUUUUUUACAACCUGGAUUCGCCGGCAUACGACACGAAACGAAGUUACGAGUUCGCAUCUGUUCGGAAGCAUCUGCCAGAUCACCAACUUCGUCUAGUAGACGAUAGUGGUAAAGUAAGCAGAAGAGGCGAACGUGGCGCAAUUCAGAUCAGGGGCCCGCUCAUCUUCAGACGCUAUUUCAACAACGAAUCGGCAACUUCCGCAUGUAUGACUGCGGAUGGAUGGUUCGAUACCGGAGAUAUUGGAACCUUAGAUGACGAAGACAAUCUGCUUAUUGUGGGCCGCACGAAAGAAGUGCUAAUCCUAAACGGCCAAAACUAUUCUUCGUUCGAGUUGGAGCAUGCUAUCGAAUCUGCCAACAUCCCCGGUUUGAACAAAAGCUUCACGGCAUCCUUCUCCAUCUGGAUGGAAAAGGCGAAGACGGACAGUGAGGAUAUUGUCAUACUGUUUAACCCCACCGAUGAUAACGUUAAGGAUACGCCUGAACUUCGCGACACUAUCGCUCAGAUCAACCAAGCUGUUAUUCGUUUCUGCCGUAAACGCCCAGUUGUGGUGAUUCCAUUACCAAAUCAGGAGCUCCCUAAAUCCACAAUCGGCAAACUAUCGCGUGCGAAGCUCAAGAAGUCGUUUCUUGCUGGUUCUUUCGAUCGUUUCAAGCUAGCAAACCGUCCCCCACCAUCGAUCAAUCAAAAAGGAGCUGGUCUUACAACCCCACUACAGAAGAUCUUGGGAGCUAUACUAUGCGACGAAACCGGUUCGUCGCAGUCUCAGCUCUACCUUGGAACAGCUCUUGCAGACCUUGGUAUUGAUAGCUUGGGAUUCCUCCGCAUCAAGUCCUCGCUUGAAAAGACCCUAGAGCGCGAGGAAUCGAUCUCAAUGUCGCUUCUGCUGGCUUGCCGGACUAUUGGGGAUAUGGACAAUAUGCUUUUGUCGCUCGGCACCACAACAGCUGAGUACGAUCCAAUUGUUCCCCUGGUCACGAGCGGCUCAAAAGCCCCAAUCAUUCUUUGCCAUCCUGGCGGCGGCGAGUUUCUCACUUGGCUCAUCCUCCUGAAGUACAUUUUGGAUCGUCCAGUCUAUGCACUACGUGUGCGCGGCUUUCACAAGAACGAGACACCAUUUGAAACAUUGGAUGAGAUGCUGGAAACAUACAUCAAUGCAAUCAGGAAGCAUCAGCCAAAGGGUCCCUACUUGUUGCUCGGCUUGUGUUUCGGCGGCAUGCUAUCCUUUGAGCUAGGAAAGCGACUCGAAGCAGCAGGAGAGCAGGUAGCCUUCUGUGGCGGCAUCGACAAUCCCGCCGACCUGACACGAAUUCAGGUCCGCGCGCAGCCCCGAAACUUUAUCAUCGAUCUGCUCCACUUCUUCCAGCUCAUACCACUCGAAACAGCGCUGCAGUGGGAGAUAGAGAUGGAGCAUGUUGAAGACGAGAAUUUCACAAAAGAGAUCUUCGCCCGUUUUCCUGAUGGAACUCUUGAGAAUCUAGACCUCAGUGUCCCAAAAGUGGAGGCCUGGCAGCGCAUCAAUUGCAACAUGCAGGACAUCACUAGGUCCUACGUGCCAACAGGAUCCAUAUCGAAGUACGACAUCUUUUGGGUACCGCCGCUGCCACAAUAUGAAUGUACAGAUCAAGAAUGGCGUCAUGAUUGGCUAUCAACGUGGAAGAACCACAUAAUAGGUGCCAAACAGAGCGAUGUUGACAAAGAAGAUUCCCAAGGACCACUACGAUACCACCGUGUGGAAGGAACACAUUUCACUAUACUACGGCCAGAGAAUAUUGAGGUGUUCCAGCAGACACUUAACAAAGCAUUAGAGUCAAGGGGGUUAUAA